CGCUGUGGCCGGGAGCAGCCAUGACGGCGGUGGGAGAACUGGUGCUGGUGCUGGGCUUACUGGUGAGCGCCCACUGCGAGGUCAGGGCUCGGGACCCCGAGGUGGACGAGGAGGAGGAGGAGCUGGGAGGAAGGGCAGGGGGAGGCGCCUUCUCUCCUCACCCUGGGGGAAUUGAGGACCCCCAGAUGGGAGGGACGGGGAGCUACCCAUCCAGAACCGGGAACUGGUGUCCGUUGGUGAAGGAGCGUGUGGUGACGACGGUGGUGGCGUGUGGAACAGAAAAAUACACCAUCAGGUCUCAGAGUCCGUGUCCGAGUGGCUCACCCAACUGCCAGCUGGUCAUGUACAAGCUGUCCACCAGGCCGCUCUACAAGCAGAAACCCAAGAUCGUCACCUCUCUGCUGUGGCGCUGCUGUCCGGGACACGGAGGAGAAAACUGCGAGGACACAGUCUCUGAUCCUCAGCUGGACUCCGGAAGCUCGGGUCUGAUUACGGUAUCUGAACCGGAGAGAACAGACGUCCAGGCUCCAGCUAUAAAGGAUCGGCUCCAGCUCCAGCAAGCCGACCCCAACCGCGAACAGAACGACCAUCAAGUAGCUGUCCAGGUGUCGUACGACAGCGGCUAUGCAAACACCCAACCCAACGCCACGCAACCGACUGUGGGCCCCGGCCACGCCCACAAACCCCAUCAUGGACCACACCACGGCACGAAUACAUAUAACCACCACCAACCUCACGAACCCCACCGACCACCCCACCAACCGCAGGAACCCUACCGACCACCCCACCAACCGCAGGAACCCUACCGAUCACCCUACCCACCACCCUACCAACCACAGGAUCCCUACAGUCCACAGGAACUGCACCGGUCGCAGGAACACCACCAACCAGUUGUAAACGAGAUGCCCUACCCAGACACCCCCGCUGCCCUCCCCGUCCCCCACAUGAUGGCGCUGGUCAUGUCCCAGCUGCAGCCGGUCCUGGAGGGCUUCAACCGCUCCCUGGAGCACCUGAGCCGGCAGGUGGGGGACCUGGCCCGCGACGUGGCCCAGCUGAAGAGCAGCCAGCUGGAGGCGGAGCUGCAGGCGGGACCCGCGGACGGAGCGGAGGAACGUCUGGAGGUCAGACUGGACGAGGCCUUCCACCACAUCAGGGAGCUGCGGAGGCAGUUGGAGAACCAGCGCAGCGACAUGGACAACAGGCUGCACUCCCAGCAUGCAAUGCUGCACUACAACCUGACCAGCUUCAAGACGGACAUCGACAUGAAGCUGAAGCGCCACCAGAAGAUGCUGCAGGUCAGCCUGCAGACCAUCAACACCACGCUGUCUGAGCUGAAGUUCGACCAGGAUCAGAUCACUGAGGAUGAACUGCAGGAUCGCCUCCCUCCACCUUCGCCGCCUCCACCUCAGCUGCCGCUGUCCUCCGACACCUCGGCGCUCUGGGAGGCCAUCGAACGUCUGGACAACAUGGUGGUGAACAACACGGUGAAGGUGAGCGGGCUGACGGAGGACGUGGAGGUGACGUCGGGCGGCGUCGAGCAGCUCAGGCAGCACAUGAAGGAGCUGGAGAAGCUGAUCAACAGCACGGCCCGGAAGAGCCAGGUCCUGUUCAUGGAGACGGGCCUGGAGGUGGAGGACGCCAAGGUGUCGGUGCUGCGGCGGGUGGACGAGGUGGCGGGAAACCUGACGCAGCAGGACCAGCGGCUGCAGGACUUGGACGUGGACGUGGACUACCUGUACACGGUCUUCUACAAGCACAACACGUCCACCAGCUGCGACUGCAAGGUCCUGACGGCCGCCGUGGCCCGACUGGAGGAGGGCGUGGCCAACGUGACGGAGCUGGCCAAUGAGAACAGACUGGCCCUGGACGAGAACAGCGAGGGAGGGGCGGGGCAGUGGGGCGGAGCCGGCGACUGGGAGCCGGCGGUGGAGGCGCUCCAACAUGGCCUCCAGCAGGUGAAGGAGUCUCUGACCUCGGAGCAGACCAGGACCAGGACUCUGGACCUCAGCCUGACCCAGCUGAGCGACUCGGUCUCCGGCCUGACGGAGGCCGACGUCAAGCUGCAGGCGAGCAUGAAGCACCUGUCGGCCUCCUUCAACUCGCUGCUCAAAGACGCCAUCCGGCACAGCGAGGUGCUGGAGCGGCUGCUGGACGAGGAGGUGCUCGAGUUCCUGGACUGGCCCGUUCCCGACCAGAAGGCCUACGCGGUGCCGGGGCUGAAGGAGCAGCUGAGGCAGCUGCAGGACCAACUGAAGGGACACGAUGAAAGCAUCAGGACGCUGCAGGGCGGCGGGACAGGAGUCAGAGAGGAGGUGCCGUCUGCAGACCAGCCUUCCUCCUCCUCCUCCUCCUCCUCCUCCUCCUCCUCCCACCCCCUGCAGGACGAGCGGCUGCCCGGCGACAUGAGGAGGAGCGUCGGUGGACUUCCAGCCAGAGAGCGCCAGCUGCUCCUGCAGGGCAGCGACCUGUGGAACCUGGAGAAGACGGUGGAGGAGCUGCAGCAGAAGCUGCUCCGGCUGGAGGAGAAGCCCUGCUCCUGCCCCGACGCCUCCGCCGACGGGGAGGCCAGGCUGCAGGCGGAGGUGACGUGGCUGAAGAGGGGGCUGGAGGAACACCUGAGGGUCUUCAAGAACGUCUUCAGCAACGCCGACGUGCUGGCGGCGUCCGACAACACGCUGGAGCUGGACAAGCUGUGGCAGCUGCUGAAGAACAAAGACGAGAAGAAAGACAAGAGGAGAGGAGGAGGGAGGGAGGAGUCAGGGAGAGGAGGAGGGAGGGAGGAGUCAGGGAGAGGAGGACGCCAGCGCAGCAGGAGGGACGCCUCAGGUGUCUCCGCCCCAUUCGACCAAUCAGAAGCCUUCCUGCUGUUCGUGGCCAGAUCUCCUCUGAGCGUCUCCAACAGCGCCGUCGUCUUCCAACCGUCUGUGAACCGCGGCCGGUUCUACUCCGACGGCGGCGUCUUCACGGCGCCGGUGGACGGGCUCUACCUGUUCCUCCUCACCUUGGACCUGAGGCCGGGCCCCGCCCACGUGGUCCUGAGGAGGGGGGAGGAGGGCGGAGCUCCGGUGUCUCUGCAGCGGCGGGAGGAGACGGAGGCGGGGCUUGUGACCGGCUGGGGCCUCCUGAUGCUGAGGCGGGGCGAGCAGGUCCGGCUGGAACUGACGGAGGGACAGUGGGAGGAGUCAGAGGACAAUGUGUUCGCCGGGCUGCUGCUGCACUGAGCCGCCUGACCAAUCAGCUGACAGCCAGGGGACGACCACCAAUCAGAGACCGAGGGGGGCGGGGUCACAGAGGGUCAGGAGGUGUUGUGAAUCAUUUCGGUCGGAGUCUUUGAUCCAAAGCUACGGCGGCCGAUGGGGCGAAACGAAAACGCUGCACAUCCAGUCGCACAACGUUACUGCUCCAGGCCUCUAGGGGCAGCAGUGAGCUGCUCACCUGAGACGAGUAACGUAGUCGAGGGAAAAGCUGCAGGAAAAGGUUUGUAUUCUCUGGUCUCCAUGGAUCAACAUGAUAGACGGCAGUAGAACAGAUAACCACAGUGACUGAAGAUAAAAGCUCACUGCUGCCCCUAGAGGCCUGGAGCAGUGACGUUGUGCGACUGGAUGUGCAGCGUUUUCGUUUGUGUAUCUGCACGUCAUUCACCCCGUCGGCCGCCGUACGAAGCAUCUCACAGCGUCACAAACUGUCCGUUUACCUUCAGCUGCUCUGAUUUCAGCACCAGAAACAAAAAGAACACGUCGGCUUCAAUUCAGUUCAACAAAACGUAAAUUAAACGUGAACAAAACUGUCACAAAGACGACGAUGACGAGGCAGAAAAACGCGAGAAAAACAAGUGAAAGACACAAAAUAACCACAAGUUAAUGUAAAAAAGGCCCAAACUAGCUAUAAAUGAGCAAAAUCAACACACAGCAACAGAACGAUGUCUGAUCCCAGCUCAAAUCAAUCUUAACUAAUCCAGUGAGGUUUAGUUUUCUAUGAAUGUGAAGUUAGGAAGCAGAACGCGAGCAGGUUUCCUGGUUCUGCUGAAAUCAAACCGUUAAAAACCAACAAACCUCCGA
Stegastes partitus (bicolor damselfish) is the source of this 4058-nucleotide messenger RNA. It is a transcript of the gene mmrn2a, whose product is annotated as multimerin 2a. Lineage: Eukaryota; Metazoa; Chordata; Actinopteri; Pomacentridae. Bases 21 to 3221 code for a protein of 1066 amino acids. The record is from RefSeq and is a predicted model, not a curated record. The transcript is spliced from 11 exons. Gene Ontology annotation, molecular function: protein binding.